AGUAGAUGGAAUGGAAUUGGAAACUCUCUAUCAGCGAUACUGCAUUCGUCUGAAACACGCCCUGUAUCUCUCAUGCCUAUCAGUCGCGACUCUCACCAGUGUAGGCCUCCUCAUCACCACAUGUGUACUACACUUUCAGGACCUGGACAAGAGCACCACCUCCAUAACCGCCAUGUCAGUCCUAGCUGCCUCUCUCACCCUCAUCCUCACGGCCUCUCAGUUCCCCGUCAUCCUCGAAGCUGAAGCUUGGGCGCUACUCUCUUCACUGGCGGCUACAGUGGUCGCUGCCGCUGUCACUCUGCUAUUGGCUAGCAGACAUGCACCGUUGCCGAUGUUCGCGCUGUUGCUCGCGGUGCACACGAUGUUGCCGCUGUCGCGCCAGGUGGCGCUGGCGGUGGCGGCGGUGCUGACGGUGGCGCAGCUGGCAACGUCGCUCGCCUACAGGAUCGGCGAGGGCGACAGGGCGGAUUUCGGGCAGCUGGUACCAGAACUAAUAAUGCUGAUAACAGCUAGUUGCACUGGUUUGUACUACCGACACAUGACAGAGGAGUCCCAUCGCAGGACUUUCGUGGGUACUAGGACCUGCAUCGAGUCCAGAGUGAAGCUGGAAUGUGAGAAAGAACAGCAGGAACAGCUGCUACUCAGCGUCAUUCCCGCUUACAUAGCUGCUGAGGUCAAACGGAGCAUAAUGUUGAAGAUGGCGGACGCUUGCCAAGAGCAAUCCAACAGAAGCUUCCACGAGAUGUACGUGCAACGUCACAACAACGUUUCGAUCCUCUAUGCUGACAUCGUCAACUUCACUCCGCUCUCAGAGCAACUGUCGGCCUCUGAUCUGGUCAAGACUUUGAACGAACUGUUCGGAAGAUUCGAUCAGAUAGCUCAGGACAAUCAAUGUAUGAGGAUAAAAAUUUUGGGGGACUGCUACUACUGUGUCUCAGGUUUGCCUGUUUCUAGGCCAAACCACGCCUAUAACUGUGUCAACAUGGGAUUGCAGAUGAUUGACGCGAUACGAUUUGUAAGGGAAGCCACCGGUUUCAACGUUGACAUGAGGAUCGGCAUCCACACCGGCAAUGUACUUUGCGGCGUCCUAGGGCUCCGGAAGUGGCAGUUUGACGUUUGGAGCGAUGACGUAACGCUAGCCAAUCACAUGGAGUCAGGAGGCAUAGCGGGGCGGGUGCAUAUAACACGAGCAACAUUGGACCAGCUUGGAGAUCGUUUCGAAGUCGAACCACGAGAUGGAACUAACAAAGAAGGAUAUUUGGCAGAUCACAAGGUCGAAACGUUCCUGAUCAUUCCACCCAAGAAGGACGAGGUCCCGAACGGCACCAGCGAUUCCCGAGGCCAGCAGAACGGCGGCGGCGAACGAAGCCGCGGCGUCGGACAAGGCGUCGCGACGGCCACGCCGGGCGUCCCGACGCGCUCGCGGCCCUCCGGCAAGAUGACCAAGUACGUGGAGUGCUGGGGGGCUGACAAGCCCUUCGCCAACAUUGCCGAGUCCACCCUGGCCAAGAACAUCGAACUCACGACCCUUGGAAUGAUAGAAUCCAAUCUGCUUCCGGACCGCAGUACGUGCUUGGAGUGCAAAAAAUGGUGGAGAAGCGAAGAACUACAUCCUGCUCUGCUGUGGUUCCAAAAUGGUAAACAGGAACAAGAAUAUCGCGAUCAACCCGAUCCAGAAUUCAGACGAUAUAUUGCAUGCGCCUCCUGUAUAUUCCUAGCGAUGGCUCUGAUGCAAGUCGCCACUAUUCCCAGGAGCAUCCUGCUAUAUGGCACCCUAGCACCCACUCUGGUGGUCCUGCUGAUUUUCGUGUACUUGUGCUGGUUGGACGGCUGCUGCGGCCCUCGCCCUCCCUCAGACACCCCCUGCGACGAUCCGGGGGUUUGUUCGCCCCCUGGCCAGAUCGUGGCGGACAGCAGGGGCUUGAGGCUGGCGAUUUUCCUGGUGUCUGUCGCUCUCGUCUCCGCAUGCGCAGUCGUCAGCUUGGUCGAUUAUGAACCAAUUGCAUCAGCAUCAAUUCUCUCACCAAGCUCAUCGUCCACACCAGCUGCAAUAUUGCAACGUCUUUCCGAAAAUACUUCGGAAUUGGAGGCCAAUGACACUUCAAGAUCUACUGAAGUACCUUUAGUAGAUGGUUUAGAUAUAGUCGUGCCGUAUGUGCCAACAUAUCUGUACAGCUCAGCAAUGGUUUUAGCUGCGAUAUCUGUUUUCUUGAGAAUGGGCUUUCUACUGAAAUUAGCCUUGAUGGUAUCGUCCGUCAUAACUCAUAUAGCCGUUUAUAGCUACAUGGAAUUCUUUCAAGAGUAUCACGAUGUACACGAUGAUGAGUUUCCAGCAAUACCUUUUGAAAUCAAAACGGCCUUAGCUCUCUCACUGGUGGUUGUGUUCUUCCAUAUUCUGGACAGGCAGAUCGAAUUCACAUCAAGAACAGACUACCUUUGGAAGGCCAAACUGAAGGUGGAACAGGAAGAGGUCGAAACAAUGAGAGGUAUCAACAAGAUUCUGUUGGAAAACAUACUCCCAGCUCACGUGGCAGAACAUUUCCUGUUCACGAGAGUGCCCCAGGAUCUUUACCACGAGAGGUACUCCUGUGUAGCAGUCAUGUUUGCCUCGAUACCCAACUACAAGGAGUUCUACGAUGAGAGUGACGUCAACAAACAAGGUCUGGAGUGCCUCAGACUGCUCAAUGAAAUCAUCUGCGAGUUCGAUAAGCUACUUCUGAAGCCGAAGUUCAGCUGCAUAGAAAAGAUCAAAACCAUUGGCAGCACUUACAUGUUGGCAUCUGGCUUGAGGCCUGGCAAGGAGGAUGAUAGUAAGGAAGCUAGCCGAAAAGAAGAGCAUAUUAUCACUGCCUUACUGGAUUUCGCAGUUUUAUUGAAGGCUAGCUUGGAACAAAUAAAUAGAGAUGCAUUCCAGAGAUUCAAAUUGAGGGUUGGUUUGAACCACGGCCCGGUGAUAGCAGGAGUAGUGGGGGCCCAGAAGCCCCAGUACGACAUCUGGGGCAACACCGUCAACGUCGCCUCCAGGAUGGACUCCUGCGGGCAGCUGGGCCGCAUCCAGGCCACCGACCUCACCGCGCAGGUCCUGAUCAGGGCCGGCUACCAGUGCGAGUGCAGAGGCCCCACCUACGUCAAGGGGAAGGGCACGCUGACGACGUACUUCGUCAAAACGGCGUUCGACGACAAGAACUGCUGA
Phaedon cochleariae (mustard beetle) is the source of this 3193-nucleotide messenger RNA. NCBI's taxonomy places the organism in Eukaryota, Metazoa, Arthropoda, Insecta, Coleoptera, Chrysomelidae. The record is from the annotation of a GenBank genome assembly.